AAAAAUUUUUAAAAAAUUAAAAGAUAAAAACACAGGGACAGGAUCUUUUUUAUUAAGCAAAGCAAUCGAAAUCAGCAAGAUGCUGGCCUGUACGGAGAUGAUCACCAUGUGUCUUCAGUCCGCCAAGCACGAACACUUGAGAAAGCAGCAGGAGCUUGACCACAACCAAAACCAAGGCAUCUCUCUCGUCCAGGAUAUAUUCCGCCGGGCAGACAAAAAUGACGAUGGGAAGCUAUCCUUGGAGGAGUUCCAGUCGUACUUCACUGAUGGUAUCCUCACCGACGAGCAGAUGCAGGAGCUGUAUUACUCCAUUGACAGGCAGCAGACAGACAACCUGGACAUAGACAAACUCUCAGAGUACUUCACUCCACAUCUGGGAGAAUAUGUCAACGUCCUGUCUGCUCUGGAAAAGCUGAACGUGGUCAUUUUGAAGGCCAUGGAUAAAACUAAAGAGGAGUAUCAGGGUUCAUCAGUGCUGGGUCAGUUUGUGACGCGCUUCCUGCUGAGGGAGACCUCCACCCAGCUGCAGUCCCUUCAGUCAUCACUGGACUGCGCUAUGGAGGCUGUUCAUGACCAGGGCUGCACAGGGAGGAGGAUACUGAAGAAGCCCGAGGACCUGCCUAUCCAGAGGGUGGCCAAACGUCCCGGCAGACGCAUCCAGAAGAACAUGUGUCUCUCCCCUACUGACCCCUACUCUGGCAUGCUCACCACAGGGGUCAGUGUGGAACCAGACAACCACUGGGGCUCCCAGAUCAACCAACUGGAGCAGCUCAUAGACAAACUGGAGUGUGAGAGUCCACAUCUUGAACCUCUCAAAGAGGACACAUUGGCAGGGACGUAUAAAUCGAACAUACUUCUGGUCCAGAGACAAAUGUCUGUGAAGGAGAGGGAUGUGGAGCAGUUUCAGCAGGCUCUUAAAAUCUACACAGAUGCCACCUGCAGCCAGCUAAACAACCUGCACGUUUCAGUCCAGAACCUGCCAGACAGAUCAUGCUUCAUCAUGUAUGAAUUUUGGCAGGACCGUCUCUCCUGGAUGAGCUACCUGCAGUCAUCCAUCAGUAAGACCUUCCAGCGCUGCAUUAUUGACUCACUGGAAGAGCCCGAGAUGGUCUCCACCAUGCUUCUCCCAGCCUCUUGGUGGAUUAUGAACAACAACUGACAGCAAAGCUGCUGCUACUCGACACAAUAAAAGCAGGAGGAAGAGGCGAUUGUAUGAUCGCUUUAUCGUUUUUGUUCUUUGAUAUCCACUUUUUCCUCAUGGCAUGAGCAGGAUUGUCUUCGCAGAGCUUUGCUCCGAGGUUAUUAAAAAAGAAGACUGCUUGGAUAAAUAAAUAAGUCAACAGUGAAAUAAAUUAAAACAUUGGAGAGAAAGAACUGAGGUAAUGCAAUAUUUUAUUGUGUGAUCAGGAUCUGUGCCAACAUUCAUUUAACAGUAUUGGUACAUUUCUUGCUUCUGUUUUAAUAGAAAAAAAAAGAUUUGCAUGAUUUCUUAUUUCUCAGUGCUAGUUUAUUUCAAUCAAAACUACAUCUUAGAAUAGAUAUAAUGUCAGUGAUGGCACAAAAAAAUAGAAACACAUGAAUGACAACUGAUAUGUCCAUCUCUCAUUCUUCAGUACAAACAAAAACAGAAAUAGUGCUAGGGUUAACCUGCAUCCCCCCUUGUUCUCUUUGUGGUAUUGUGCUUUGUUGUCUCCUUCAAAGCUUUGCUACCAAGCGUUUUUUUGUUGAUGGGUUUGACAGCCAUUAGAUAGAACAUAGUUAAUGAACAAUUAUGGUUCACAUCUAAACUUUUAUCAUCCGUGUGUCACUCUUGCACUUUAGAAAAAUACGAAACGUGGACCUAAUUGUGAAGAAUGGAUAUUUAUUGUAGAUUGUCUAUUGAAAAUGUAGAAUUAACUGGUGUUAUAACAAGCCAAGAGCUGCACUCAAGUGUAGCGAGACAUUAGCGGACGAUAACAAUUAACCAAAUAAUUCUGCAGUUUACCUGUACUGUUACUCUAGAAAUAAAACUCAAAAGCCAUUAUUUUACAUUUGCGGUGUUUAAUCGGAAGAGUUUACAGCACACACAAAUAGAAGUUUAUAUUUUGAGUACAGAAAUGAAGCAGAACCUGUUCAGUGUGUUGACAUUAGAAAGUCUAUUUAAGAUUGUGUACAGUAGUUAAUGAAAGCUGUAAGAUGUAAGUAGUUGUUGUAGAACAGUGGUAAAUGUACAGUAUGAUAGUAUAUUGAGCUCCGGUUGCUCCGAAGAGGAAUGAAUGUGUUCACUCUUUCUUUAAAGUGUUUAUUAUUUAUUUGAUCAGGAAUAUACAUUUGUUAUGUGGAUGCUAUGUUUGUUUUCUGGCAUGAAAUAAAGUUUAUGACUUGUUGAUGA
Molecule: messenger RNA, 2371 nt
Organism: Morone saxatilis (striped sea-bass)
Lineage: Eukaryota; Metazoa; Chordata; Actinopteri; Moronidae
Product: N-terminal EF-hand calcium-binding protein 1-like
Exons: 12
Coding region: 80-1159 (359 amino acids)
Biological process (GO): regulation of amyloid precursor protein biosynthetic process
Cellular component (GO): cytoplasm; endoplasmic reticulum; Golgi cis cisterna
Molecular function (GO): calcium ion binding
Source: RefSeq, a predicted model, not a curated record